This is a messenger RNA of Saccharomyces kudriavzevii IFO 1802, 1041 nucleotides long. It is a transcript of the gene AIM39, whose product is annotated as Aim39p. Lineage: Eukaryota; Fungi; Ascomycota; Saccharomycetes; Saccharomycetales; Saccharomycetaceae. The transcript has a single exon. The record is from RefSeq and is a predicted model, not a curated record. The coding region runs from base 1 to 1041 and encodes 346 amino acids.
AUGAUUCGGUUUACGAUUCUACGUAAUACUACGAUACCUUCGGUUUGUGCGAGAGGUAUAUGCUCGUUUACCCAGGCGCCCACUGGUAGCCAGAUCUGGUCUAGUACUUUGAACGGAGCCAUCACGAAUAAAAGAAAAACUUCCAUAGCGUCAAGAAGACAAGCUCAUGAUGGCAAGCAUUUUUUUACCACACCACAACAGCAGCAACAAAUAAAAUUCGGGGAAACACAAGAGGGAAAUCUUGAAAGUGUGAAGGAAGAGGAUUUGAAAAGUAUUGGCCAAGCUAUUGCACACCAACGAAACAAACGCCGAAAACAGAUAUGGUCAGCGAUAUUUGGAGGCGUAUUCGGUGUGAUAAUAGGAUAUUCGGUAAUCUAUAAAGUGAUAUAUUUGAAAGAGCAAAGUUUUAUACCGUUGUUUCCUUCGUCCAAAAUACGUAAAUUGAGUGCGAGGGAUCUAAAAAGGAUUGACGUAAAUCAAGUACAAAAUCUUUCAAAAGUAAGAGUAUUAGAGAAACUGUCCGGCCAUGACAUGAUAAAAGAACAAUACGGAGUGCCGCUAUUGGAUAAGGACGGUAACUCGCCCAGAUUAAACGAAUUCAGCAUGUGGUGCGAAGAUCAGGAUCCGUGCGUUACCGGUAUUGUGAUGGAGCCGGAUGACCAAAGGGAUAGCUCACACACCUGGUAUAGGAUACCCUUUGUUUGCAAAUGGAGGAUAACACACCGGCCUAUAAGUAUACAGCGGGCCGUUGAUAGUUUGCUGAACCGUAUCGGAUUGGAGACGGCGGAUUUAUUUGAAAUAAUAUCGCCUGAAAGAGUAUACGGAUCAUUCAAGUAUGAAUACCCGCUACAGGGAGACUCACAUGCAUUACACGUUUGGUUCCACGGCGAAAUCGAAUUGGAUGAUGAUUCGUUAAUUGUAUAUAAUGGGAAAUACCAUGUUGACGUUAAACUGCAGGAAAUUGACCUGUUCAGGCGUGAGAAGAACGGGCAGUUAGUGCAGUAUGUUUUGUUCAAAAACGACCCUGCCGGCAACAGGUGA